AUGUUAGUGCUUAUUUCACUUAUCCGAGUCGGACAAGCUCAAGCAGUGUUUAAACCAGUUCUGUCUGUGGAGCCGAAUUCACCUCAAAUAUUCAGAGGAGAGACGGUUACACUCACAUGUAGGAUUUCAGGAUGGAGUGGACUGUACUACUGGAACAAAGAUGGUGGUUAUAGUCACAGUUCUGCUGAAAAUUACUACACUAUAAAAGUAGAUCAGAGUCACAGAUACAGAUGUUACGGGUCUAUUGAUGGACGGUCAACGCCAUGGAGUAAUGAAGUGACUCUCUCAGUGAUAGAGAGACCAAAAGCCGUUCUGACUCUGCAGCCUGAUGGACAGAUAUUCAGUGGACAGGAAAUCACUUUCACAUGUGAAAUACGAGGACAUGCUGACACUGAGUGGAUGUACAACUGGAAUAAAGAUGGUGUCCAAAUAUCCUCCUACACUGAGAGCAGGAAAUAUUCAUUCACUCCUGUAGAGUCUCUCAGUGCUAAAUACACCUGCAGCGGACGGAGAAGAAGCGACUCUCAGACCUCAGAGACCAGCAACACUGUUACACUCACUGUGUCAGAAAAACCCAAACCGACUGUGAGAGUGAAUCCUCAGAGCUCCGUCUACACUGGAGACAGAGUUACUCUGAACUGUAAUCUGCUGUCUAAUGGAUGGACUUUCCUCUGGUACAAAGAUCGAGUCCAAGUAGCUGAAGACACCAACACACUCCAUGAUACAGUCUCUAAUGCAGGAGAAACAGUGUAUCAGUGUAAAGCACGCAGAGGAAACUACGACUCAGAGCUCAGUGAUACAGUUACACUUACAGUUAGAGCGCUCCCAAAACCUGUGGUGUCCAUAAAUCCUGAUGAACAGGUGUACCGAGGAGAGACUGUCACUCUCAGAUGUGACCUACAGGAUGAAGAGGACUCUGACUGGAUCUACAGCUGGAAUAAAGAUGGUUCUGGUGUCAGUAGUGAACAGGAGUACAGAAUCAGUAGUGCUGAAACAUCUCAUGCAGGUAAAUACACCUGUAGAGGAAGAGAGAGAGGAGGCUCACACUCCUCACACACCAGUGAUGCUGUUACACUGACUGUAUCAGAUGAUGUUGCUGGACCCAGUGAUGUGAUUUACACUGAGCUUGAAAUCAAGCCACAGAAAAAAGCAAAGAAAAAUCAAGUGAAGGUCAGUGUAGAGUAUGGAACUGUUUAUUCACAGCUGAAGCAGAACUCAUAG
Molecule: messenger RNA, 1221 nt
Organism: Ictalurus punctatus (channel catfish)
Lineage: Eukaryota; Metazoa; Chordata; Actinopteri; Siluriformes; Ictaluridae
Product: carcinoembryonic antigen-related cell adhesion molecule 5
Exons: 8
Coding region: 1-1221 (406 amino acids)
Biological process (GO): cell surface receptor signaling pathway
Molecular function (GO): transmembrane signaling receptor activity
Source: RefSeq, a predicted model, not a curated record